Haliotis rufescens (red abalone) is the source of this 669-nucleotide messenger RNA. RefSeq names its product NPC intracellular cholesterol transporter 2-like. The record is from RefSeq and is a predicted model, not a curated record. Lineage: Eukaryota; Metazoa; Mollusca; Gastropoda; Lepetellida; Haliotidae. Bases 107 to 547 code for a protein of 146 amino acids. Gene Ontology annotation, biological process: intracellular cholesterol transport. Gene Ontology annotation, molecular function: sterol binding. The transcript has 5 exons.
CGUCGAGAUCCACAAACCCAGAUCACACUCACUGUUUUAUUAUAUAGUCUGUCAGCGCGAGACGCAUGUAAAGUUGAUUUCCCGCUCCUCCUCUCCAACCUGAAAGAUGUUGCGGUGUGUCAUUCUCGUUCUUGCGGCGACAUCAGCAACGGCCGAUAUCGUCAAGGACUACAAAGAUUGUGGUUCUGUCAGCGGAAAGAUCAACACCCUUGACAUCACGCCAUGUCCCUCCUUCCCUUGCCAGUUCCCCAAGGGCAAGAACGUCACCGUCUCCAUCACCAUGACAGCGAAUGCCAAGCUGACGGAGGCUAAGACCGUUGUCCAUGGCAUUAUCGACGGCGUCAACACGCCCUUCCCAAUCAGCCAGCCGGACGCCUGCCAAGACAUGACCUGCCCCGUUAACAGCGGGUCGGAAGUCACAUACACAAAUUCCAUAUUCGUUCGGGAGGUCUUUCCUAAGAUCCGCCUGGUGGUCAAGUGGGAGAUUCAAGACCAAUCUGGAAAGGACUUCAUCUGCUUCGAGGUUCCGGCGGAAAUCACCGACUGAGCAUGUGCAAUAUACGUCACGUUUAAGCAUGUUGUAUUUUUACAGGAAUUUGUGUCUGAUUCCAUUCUUGAAGUGAUUGUUAAGUUUGGUUUGUUGUCGAAACACUAAACUGUUACCGCUGU